Messenger RNA from Gongylonema pulchrum, 310 nucleotides. NCBI's taxonomy places the organism in Eukaryota, Metazoa, Nematoda, Chromadorea, Rhabditida, Gongylonematidae. The record is from the annotation of a GenBank genome assembly.
AACAGCUUUAUUUUUGCAUUUUUAGAAAAGUGACAAAAAUGAUGAGCCGACAAAGGCAACCAACGGCGAUGCAGUGGCGCCGUUCAGUACAGCAUCAUCUUUGAUACGCAGCGAGCGGUAUGCAACAACGAGACGUGCCGUCGCAAAAUGUUCCAUGGUAUUCAGGGAUACAUUUGAAGAAGCGCGAGUUGAUCCUCAGGAACUCAUCGAAACGCCUUUGACGUUAAUUGUGCAGCAGCCGACAGACAUUCCAACCGAGCCACGACAACUGGAACGUGGUUUUGCGGACACCGCCUUGUCACAUAGCUAA